Molecule: messenger RNA, 633 nt
Organism: Salvia hispanica
Lineage: Eukaryota; Viridiplantae; Streptophyta; Magnoliopsida; Lamiales; Lamiaceae
Product: NADH dehydrogenase [ubiquinone] 1 beta subcomplex subunit 9-like
Biological process (GO): mitochondrial electron transport, NADH to ubiquinone
Cellular component (GO): respiratory chain complex I
Source: RefSeq, a predicted model, not a curated record
AAUAUUUACAAACGGAGAAUUCGUUUGCCGCAACAUAAAUUUCAAAUGAAAUACACAAAGAAAUUUGUUUGACACUGGUGAACAGAGGAGAGAGAAAUGAGUUUGGCUACGGCGUCGUAUGCAGCACGUCGAGCAGUGCAGAAGGAGAGGGUCAGGAUUCUCUAUAGAAGAGCACUCAAGGAUACUCUUAAUUGGGCCGUUCAUCGCCACCUCUUCUACAACGAUGCUGAUGCUCUCAGAGAGAAGUUUGAGGCCAACAGACAAGUGGAGGAUAUUGAACUCAUUGAUAGAAUGAUAGCUGAUGGUGAAGCAAGCCACAACAAGUGGCGGCACCCCGAUCCCUACAUCGUUCCAUGGGCGCCUGGCGGCUCCAAGUUUUGCCGAAACCCAACACCACCUCCUGGGAUUGAGAUAAUACAUAACUAUGGUCGCGAAGAAAAUGAAUGAUUUAUAACAUGGGAGAAUACCUAGAGAUUGCUAAUAUGGUGCUGCAAUGCAGGGAAGACUGAUUUGAAUUCUGGUUUUUUUGUUGUUCGAUUUUGUUUAAGCUCGGUUGAUGUAUCGAGUGGCUGCUGACUGAUAAAGAUGAGUUAUUACAAUGAAACUCUUGAUGGAAAUAUUCAUAUUCUGUUA